AUGGCCUCGGCGGCGGCGGCGCUGGCCCGGGGGGCCGGGGCGAGGGCGGCGGCGGCGCUGCUGGGCGGCUGCGGGGGUGCGGCCCGGGCGCGGCCCUUGUGUGCGGCUCCCGGCGCGGCCCCGGGCCUGAAGGGCUACCUGUGGGAGCGCUACCGGGAGGCGAAGCGGGGCACGGACGACUUGGUUCCUUCGAUUAUGAACAACUUGUUGAAUCCAGAUGCCAUUUUCUCCAACAAUGAGAUGAGCCUGUCGGACAUCGAAAUCUAUGGCUUCGAUUAUGACUAUACCCUGGUGUUCUACUCCAAGCACCUUCACACGCUGAUAUUCAAUGCCGCGCGGGACCUUCUCAUCAAUGAGCACCGGUAUCCGGUGGAAAUCAGGAAGUACGAGUAUGACCCGAAUUUUGCGAUUCGUGGACUUCAUUACGAUGUGCAGCGGGCGGUGCUGAUGAAGAUUGAUGCUUUUCAUUACAUCCAGUUGGGAACCGUCUACAGGGGCCUCAGUGUUGUCCCCGAUGAGGAAGUCAUUGAAAUGUAUGAGGGCUCUCACGUGCCCCUGGAACAGAUGAGCGACUUUUAUGGAAAGAGUUCUCACGGAAACACCAUGAAGCAGUUCAUGGACAUCUUCUCCCUGCCCGAGAUGUCCCUCCUGUCCUGUGUCAACGAGUACUUUCUGAAGAAUAACAUCGACUAUGAGCCCGUCCAUCUCUACAAGGACGUCAAGGAUUCGAUCCGAGAUGUGCACAUCAAAGGGAUCAUGUACAGAGCGAUCGAAGCAGACAUUGAAAAGUACAUCUGCUAUGCCGAGCAGACGCGCGCGGUGCUGGCCAAACUGGCGGAUCACGGCAAGAAGAUGUUUCUCAUCACCAACAGCCCCAGCAGUUUUGUGGACAAAGGGAUGCGAUAUAUCGUUGGAAAAGACUGGAGGGACCUGUUUGAUGUGGUCAUCGUUCAGGCCGAGAAGCCAAACUUCUUUAAUGACAAGCGGAGACCUUUCCGCAAGGUGAACGAGAAAGGUGUCUUGCUCUGGGACAAGAUCCACAAGUUGCAGAAAGGCCAGAUCUAUAAGCAGGGCAAUUUAUAUGAAUUUUUGAAGCUUACUGGGUGGAGAGGAUCCAAAGUGCUGUAUUUUGGUGACCACAUAUACAGUGACCUGGCGGAUUUGACCCUGAAGCAUGGUUGGCGAACUGGUGCGAUUAUCCCGGAGCUGAGAUCCGAGCUCAGAAUCAUGAACACGGAGCAGUACAUUCAAACCAUGACCUGGCUGCAGACCCUGACCGGGUUAUUGGAACAGAUGCAGGUUCACAGAGAUGCCGAGUCACAGCUGGUUUUACAGGAGUGGAAGAAGGAAAGAAAGGAGAUGAGGGACAUGACCAAGAAUUUCUUCAACGCCCAGUUCGGAAGCUUGUUCCGCACGGACCAGAACCCGACGUACUUCCUGAGGCGCCUGUCGCGGUUCGCCGACAUCUACAUGGCGUCCCUGAGCUGCCUGCUCAGCUACGACGUCAGCCACACGUUCUACCCGCGCAGGACUCCGCUGCAGCACGAGCUGCCCGCCUGGUCCGACGGCGCCCGCGCCCCCGCCCCCGCCCCCGCCCCGCGCCCGCGCCCGCGCGCCCCUGCGGGAGGCCCGCGGCGAGCCGGCGGUCGCCAGUUCCGCCUUGGCACUGGUCGCCGGGCGCUCGGCCGCUUCGCGCGGAAGCCCUGCGGUCAGCCGCGGAACCGCUCCAGACCCUUCCGUGGAAAACGGCUGACGGUGCACAGGCAGGUCUUCGGCGGCUGCGGCCUGCAGGGAGCUCCGACAUCAGCCAGCUCCGAUGGGGCUCCCAGGGCGGGAGGCGGCGGGGGCGGGCGCCGCAGCGCAGCCGCCGGGCCUCCUGGCACCUCACCUGCUGGGACACCCGGCCUCCCCGGGGAGUCUUCUGUGAAGGAGCCAGACGAGCUGCGAGUCCUUGAGCCUUGGCGGCCCUCGGGGUCAGCUCCCCGGCCGUCCCGCCUGCCGCGGUACCCGUGCCCCCCGGGCCCUCCCGCCCGCUGGGACACCUGUGCUGCUGCCUGUGUGGACUGGCCGCCCCUUCCCCGGGCAGGGAGGCGAGCAGAGCAGAGCAGAGAAGGCCGCAGGACCGUCGGCGCGUCCAUCCCAAGUGCCCCCAUCCUGGUCCUGGGCGCACACCCUGCACUGUCUGGCGGCUUCCGGGACUCACCUUGCUCCCGCGCCUCUGCUCUGGCCCCGCAGUUUAGCAGAGCGACAGGUUGCGCCCUGUGGCAUCAGGCCGAUCGUGCAGGGUGGGAUGAGAGUUCCCUGGAGGGAAGUACCACCAUGGGCUUGUCCCUUUGUGAGAUUGGGGCCGUUUCUACUUUCUGGCUGUUAGGAAUCCUGCUGCUAUGA
Molecule: messenger RNA, 2388 nt
Organism: Nyctereutes procyonoides (raccoon dog)
Lineage: Eukaryota; Metazoa; Chordata; Mammalia; Carnivora; Canidae
Gene: NT5DC3
Product: 5'-nucleotidase domain containing 3
Exons: 18
Coding region: 1-2388 (795 amino acids)
Molecular function (GO): 5'-nucleotidase activity
Source: RefSeq, a predicted model, not a curated record